AUGUUAGUACCAAAUUUAUUUAAAACAUUAAAAUAUUCAAAUGUUAUUAGAUUAAGAAAAUAUCUAAGUACAAUAAUUGAUAGAAACCAAGAUGAAGUUCAAUUUAAAAUUAAUUGUAAUUCAAACCAUUCUGAGAAAUUUAACUGUUGUAUUAAAAAUGGACUCACUUCUAAUGCAGUUCUUAGUAAUGAAUGGAUUUUCAAAAUGAAUAUCGAUAAUUUAAAUAAUGGACUGAAAUUACUCAAAAGAUGGAAUCCUAAAAAAAUGGAUGAUUUGUUUGUACUUCUUCAAAUGCCUAUGACAAAACUUGUAUAUCUUACAAAAAAAACCCAUUUAGAAUCAACAAUUGUGCCACAUGGAAAUAGAGUCUAUUAUUUUGCCUCUACUUUUGAGAAAAAUCCUCAAGAAGUAUGUUACCACUUGAUGCAUUACAAAUUUUUAUUCACACGGAACUUCACAACUCUUCACCACAUCUAUCAAAUUUUAAUUGAAAAUAAUGUUGAUAAGAAUGAUAUUUGGAAAGAUACUUGGAUAUUUAUGUACAGCAUUGAUCAAAUUAAACACAGAAUUUCUCUUACUAAAACAGCAAAUUUAACAAUUAAGCCCUGGAUGUUACGGUGUAAAACUGAAGUAUAUGAAAGGACUGUAGAGAUAAAACAAGAAAAUAGAGUUGUUCUCAAUAAAGACUCUACUGCACAAUAUUUAGCUAAAAGACUGAAAGUACCAGAAAAAACUAUUCGCUAUAUUAGUUCAAAAUAUCCUACAACAUUGAGAGUUAGUCCUACUAAAUUGAAAGAAAUAUUAGAUUUUCUUCUCAAAGAAGGAUAUAGACCUUCACACAUACUGAGUACUCCACGUGUAUUUACUCACAGUAUUUCUACUCUACAGGAACGAUUAACUGAGUUGAGAGAUCUUGGUGGUGAACCUACUUUGACUGCCUUAUGUAAAAACAAAACAACUUAUCAAGAAUUAGUUAAUAAAUUAAUUUUGAAAAACACUAAAGGAUAUAUUUAA
Macrosiphum euphorbiae (potato aphid) is the source of this 1014-nucleotide messenger RNA. Lineage: Eukaryota; Metazoa; Arthropoda; Insecta; Hemiptera; Aphididae. The record is from the annotation of a GenBank genome assembly.